AUGUUUCGGAGUUUUCUCCGAUUGUCACCAGCAGCAAGAGAGAGAGAUAGAACUCCACCUAUUCAGUGCUUGCUCCUGACGAACACCGAAGCCUUGGAUAAGAUUUUCCGAACUAUCUUCGUUCUCAUCCAUAUUUCAUCCUUGGCUAGUUUUAAAUCUUCUCCCUAUGUGAGAAAGUGGCAUCACCUGCGUUCUUUGACACCUAGGCAUUGGAUCCCUCCCGAAGAGUACGUCGAGACCAUAGACGCAGCAUCUCGCAAGACGACCAUAUUUCCCGGAUGCAGGAGCAUCCGAAUACGUGGAUCGGAACCCGUGAACGGGAACCAUCUGGAACGAAAUAGUUUGAAGGAAAGGGCGAAUCAGUAA
Molecule: messenger RNA, 366 nt
Organism: Darwinula stevensoni
Lineage: Eukaryota; Metazoa; Arthropoda; Ostracoda; Podocopida; Darwinulidae
Source: the annotation of a GenBank genome assembly